Messenger RNA from Lottia gigantea (owl limpet), 966 nucleotides. RefSeq lists its product as hypothetical. Lineage: Eukaryota; Metazoa; Mollusca; Gastropoda; Lottiidae. The transcript is spliced from 5 exons. The record is from RefSeq and is a predicted model, not a curated record. Gene Ontology annotation, molecular function: protein binding. Bases 1 to 966 code for a protein of 321 amino acids.
AUGAAAUGGUUUAACACUAGUCAUGAAAACUCACAACCAGACGUCAAAUCUAAAAAGAAGAGAAAGAGUUUUGGUUCUUUAUCUAGAGUAUUCACUAGGGGGCGAACUAGGCGAUCUAUUGCCAUGCCAGCCAGUGAAAGACUCGAUUCUGAUGAAUCUGGUCCGUGUCCCAAAUUAACUCUACUGAGUCAAGAAAACUAUCAAGAAAAACUGGGAAUAUUAGACCAAGUAAAGGGAGUUCACAUGUCAACCUGGAAAGCCAAUCAUGUGCUAGCUUGGCUAGAAAUAGCAUUAAAUAUGCCCAUGUAUGGUAAAAUGUGUGCUGAAAAUAUCAAGAGUGGCAAGGUAUUAUUGGGUUUGAGUGAUUCUGAGUUAAACAAUGCUUUAAACAUCGUGAAUAUUUUACAUCGUAGAAAAUUACGUCUGGCUAUAGAGGAACAGAGAGAACCAGUAGAAGUGAAAUUUCCCAAGGCAGAUGCUGUAGAUCACACAUGGAUUUCCCAUAGAUGGCUGCCAGAUUUAGGACUGGAGCAAUAUACAGCUAUAUUUGAAUCACAUCUUAUCGAUGGACGGACGUUAAACACUCUUAAUAAAAAAGACUUGGAGAAAUAUUUUGAUAUGCAUCGGAAAUGUCAUCAAGCGAGUGUUUUACACGGAGUUGAGUUGUUACGGAGGUUAAGUUAUGAUAAGGAGGCGUUGACCGAAAGACGUAGUGUCUGUGAGGAAUCGAACACCGACCCACUAGUGUGGACCAAUAAACGUAUUAUUAAAUGGAUACAAUCUAUAGAUUUAGGGGAAUACAGUGAAAACCUAAAAGAAAGUGGUAUCCAUGGUGCUUUAAUGGUAUUAGAACCAUCUUUUACUGGGGAUACCCUAGCAACAGCCUUGGGAAUUCCCCCAUCUAAAUCUUAUAUCCGUCGUCAUCUGAACAGUGAAUUAGAGUCCCUUAUUAAACCAGCUAGGUAA